Molecule: messenger RNA, 3369 nt
Organism: Humulus lupulus (European hop)
Lineage: Eukaryota; Viridiplantae; Streptophyta; Magnoliopsida; Rosales; Cannabaceae
Product: alanine--tRNA ligase, chloroplastic/mitochondrial
Exons: 13
Coding region: 28-3069 (1013 amino acids)
Biological process (GO): tRNA modification; alanyl-tRNA aminoacylation
Cellular component (GO): chloroplast; cytosol; cytoplasm
Molecular function (GO): aminoacyl-tRNA deacylase activity; nucleic acid binding; alanine-tRNA ligase activity
Source: RefSeq, a predicted model, not a curated record
GCGCUCGUUUGAAAUUUCCUUGGUUUGAUGUCAUUCACUUUCAGAGAUACAGCCAUGGCCACGGGCAGCUUCAAGCUCCCACACUCUCUCAGCAGAAGUCAUGGCCGUAACACUCUUCUUCCAUUUCCCACUUCAGCCUUAUUGCCCAAAGCACCAUCUCCUCUUCUUCACCCUCAUCCCACCUUUGUGCUUUCAACUGGCAUCAUUACAAGAACCAUACAGUUGUUUACUCCGAAUAUUUUUCCCUGUGGACCUCAUGCAUUGAAAGAAGGAUGGGGCAUGCAGUUUAGCCGAAGAAGCACAUCAGCAUCUGUACAGCCUGUGACAGAAAAGUCAACAGAGGAUAAGUCUAAGGAUCCCCUUGUGAGUGGAGAUUCCAUUCGCCGCCGGUUUCUUGACUUUUAUGCUUCUCGUGGUCACAAGGUUCUUCCAAGUUCUUCUCUUGUACCAGAUGAUCCGACAGUUCUGUUGACAAUUGCGGGGAUGCUUCAAUUCAAACCUAUAUUUUUGGGGAAGGUUCCUAGACAAGUACCUUGUGCUACAACUGCGCAAAGGUGCAUACGUACAAAUGAUGUGGAAAAUGUAGGUCGAACAGCACGACAUCAUACUUUUUUUGAGAUGCUUGGAAACUUCAGUUUUGGGGAUUACUUCAAGAAGGAAGCAAUUAGAUGGGCAUGGGAACUUUCAACUGUAGAAUUUGGGUUGCCAGUUGACAGAGUUUGGGUGAGUGUUUAUGAAGAUGAUGAUGAAGCUUUUCAAAUCUGGCACGAUGAGGUGGGUGUACCUGUUGAGCGUAUAAAGAGGAUGGGUGAAGAGGACAACUUUUGGUCCAGCGGAGCAACUGGUCCUUGUGGUCCCUGCUCAGAGCUCUAUUAUGAUUUCCAUCCUGAGAGAGGAUAUGCAAAUGCUGAUCUUGGAGAUGAUACAAGGUUCAUUGAGUUCUACAAUCUGGUUUUCAUGCAAUACAACAAAAAAGAUGAUGGUUCACUUGAACCCUUAAAACAGAAGAACAUAGAUACUGGACUUGGCCUGGAGCGCAUGGCUCGCAUCCUUCAAAAGCAGGUCCCAAACAAUUAUGAGACUGACUUGAUCUAUCCAAUUAUAAAGAGGGCAUCAGAACUGGCAAAUGUGUCAUAUGAGCUUGCUGAUGAUCAAUUAAAAAUGAAUCUUAAAAUAUUAGGAGAUCAUAUGCGUGCUGUUGUAUAUCUCAUAUCAGAUGGGGUUGUCCCAUCAAAUAUUGGUAGAGGGUAUGUAGUUCGGCGGCUCAUAAGAAGGGCUGUUCGCACUGGAAGGUUGCUAGGUAUAGAUGGUGAUGGUAGGGGAAACCUUGAUGGAGCGUUUUUACCAGAAAUUGCAGAAAAAGUAAUAGAGUUAAGCACCUAUAUCGAUCCGGAUGUAAAGAAUAGAGCACAGCGCAUUCUUGGGGAGUUGAAAAGAGAAGAGCUUCGAUUUGUUCAAACAUUAGAGAGAGGAGAAAAGUUGCUUGAACAAAUGCUUGCUGAUGCAUUGUUAAGUGCACAAGAAAACGAAACAGCACCUUGCUUAUCUGGUAAAAAUGCAUUUCUUUUGUAUGAUACUUAUGGAUUUCCAGUGGAAAUAACAACAGAAGUGGCUGAAGAACGUGGUGUUAGCAUCGAUAUGGCUGGUUUUGAUGUUGAAAUGGAAAAUCAAAGGCGCCAAUCUCAAGCUGCACACAAUGCUGUUAAGCUUGAGGUUGAAAAUAGUGCAGAUCUUACAGAAAAUGUUCCUGAUACUGAGUUUCUUGGAUAUGAAACCCUUUCUGCCCGAGCAGUAGUGGAAAGCCUUAUGGUGAAUGGAAAACCAGUAAUACAGGUUGUGGAAGGUACUGAUGUUGAGAUUAUGCUGAACAGGACUCCGUUUUAUGCUGAAUCAGGUGGUCAAAUUGGAGAUAAUGGUUUCUUAUAUGUCACCGAAGGUGGAAACCAACAGAAGGCUGUGAUCGAGAUUAAAGAUGUCCAAAAAUCAUUGGGCAGCAUAUUUGUUCAUAAGGGCGUUAUUAAAGAAGGUAUUGUAGAGGUUGGUAAAGAAGUGGAAGCAGCAGUGGAUACCAAUUUGAGGCAGCGGGCUAAGGUUCAUCACACUGCUACUCAUUUGCUACAAGCUGCAUUGAAGAAAGUUAUAGGUCAGGAAACAUCACAAGCAGGUUCAUUGGUGGCUUUUGAUCGCCUCAGAUUUGAUUUCAACUUCCACCGACCACUUGUCGACAAUGAGAUCAUUGAAAUUGAAGGAUUAGUUAAUAAAUGGAUUGGGGAUGCUACGCUUCUUCAGACUAAAGUGAUGGCUCUUGCGGAUGCAAAAAAUGCAGGGGCUAUUGCCAUGUUUGGAGAAAAAUACGGGGAACAGGUACGGGUUGUAGAAGUUCCGGGUGUAUCCAUGGAACUUUGUGGUGGAACCCAUGUCAGCAAUACUGCUGAAAUACGUGGAUUCAAAAUAAUAUCCGAGCAGGGUAUUGCAUCUGGAGUUAGGCGUAUAGAAGCAGUAGCAGGUGAAGCUUUCAUUGAAUAUGUAACUUCCAGGGAUUAUCAUAUGAAGAAUUUAUGCUCCACUCUCAAAGUGAAAGCUGAAGAAGUUACAACCAGAGUAGAAAAUCUCUUAGAAGAGUUACGGACAACCAGAAAUGAAGUUUCUGCUUUACGUGAAAAAGCAGCAAUAUUUAAAGCCUCAAUUUUAGCAACCAAGGCAUUUUCAGUAGGAGCUUCGAAAGAGAUCAGGGUACUUGUGGAGUCCAUGGAUGAUACUGAUGCUGAUGCACUGAGAAGUGCAGCUGAGCAUCUGAUUGGUACAUUACCUGAUCCAGCUGCUGUAGUACUGGGCUCAUGUCCAGGCGAGGGAAAGGUCAGUUUAGUUGCUGCAUUCUCUCCAGGGGUUGUGGACCUGGGAAUACUGGCAGGGAAGUUCAUAGGGCCUAUAGCUAAGUUGUGUGGUGGGGGAGGAGGCGGCAGACCUAACUUUGCUCAGGCAGGUGGAAGGAAGCCUGAGAAUUUAGCAGGCGCACUUGAGAAAGCUCGAUCAGAGCUCGUCUCAAUCCUAUCUGAAAAGGCAAGCUAAAUCUCCCCUGUGCUCUAUAAAAUUAUUGUUGUCAUAUCUUGUGAAUGUCACGGCCAUUUUCCGCUUCAUUGAUACAUGUGUUGGUUCUAGUGAUUGGACCUUAUCUAGCCAACCCAUCAUUUUCAGCUUCAUUUUGAUAAAUCUUCUAGUUUGGUCCUAUACCAGUUAAAAUAUCAAUUUAAAUAAUGAAUCACAUUGAAUGUAUUACUUUUUACUCUUCUUUGUUGCAAAAUGAAAUCGUGUACAUUUGUUAUUUAUUCUUUUAUGUUAAUUAUGCCCCAAGACCAAGCUGAAGUAUCA